GCUCAAGGUUUGUCACAUGUGGUAAGUGCUUGCCCUUGUCUUCCAUUACUGUCAGUAGCAUCGGAGUUCCCCCCUCCCCUCCUCAGGGGCCAGUUUCCCCGAGAUGUUCGAAUGUCAGAGCUGUUAUAUCAUUAAGGACGUGGAAGUUCUCGAGCUCUUGCCUUGCAAUGAGGCGAUCCAAGUCUAUAUGCGGAUUGCUAUUGCUGGAAAGGUCGCCCACAAAACUGGUCUAUUUGAGCUGGACACUACAUUGGUACCCAAAUGGACUCUUAAUUUAAAACCAAUUUUUGACGCAUCGACGGUUGUAGAUUUUACACUCUGUCGUCCCCGUAAAUAUUGGCGCGAUGAACGUCUUGGUACCGCGCGGAUAUCGGUUGCUGAUAUGUUUGGCGAAGAAGAGGGUUAUACGACGCUGUUAAGCCAUGCUUCGUCUUUGUCUACAGGGACGAAGCUUAAGAUAUCAUACUCGGAGACUACCGACUUCGAUGAAGAGUUCGCGACCGAGUUUGUCAACACCACUGCUAGGCCCACAGAGAUGUCGGGGAAAAUUAGUCGGAUGCUUGAGCGUCUAGAACCCAUAAAACAGUCAAUAGAUGCACUUGCAGAGCUCCAUCCCGCUGCAAGGAUUGCAUGGAGUUUCCUGUCACUCGGGAUUGAUCAAUUGCAGAAGCGAUCGGAUACAGAUGCACUUGUCAUCGAUCUAUACGAGACUAUGCUAUCGACAAACGAACAGGCAAUUCGUGAUGAGGUGUUUCGGAACCGCGAGAGGCUCCGUCCUGUUUACGGAGCACUCUUCAAACAAAUUGUCGAAUGCACGUUCUUCAUCUCAGGAUACACAAACAGAACUUAUCUUGGUGCACUAGUGGGACACAGCCCGAAGAAAACAGCCAACAAGGCCGCAAAGUUCCAGAAUGGAUUCAAGAGAUUGACCGAGCAAUUCAAUUCCACUAUUGUGAAAGAAACUCUAGUCGUGACCUUGCGGACUGAAGAGAAAUUUGACAGCCUCAAAAGAAUUGUGACCGAGACUCUGUCGGUCACUGUGGGGAUUAAAGAGAAGGUUGACGAGCUCAUACUGCGCGAUGAUGUAUUACCGGCUCACCAGCGGAAGCCCAAGCUGAUGUGUUUAGAAGGCACCCGUGUUGAAGUGAUCAAUGAUGUCAUGCAUUGGAUCUCAGAGUGUCGUGGUAGCAUGUUAUGGUGUACUGGGGUAGCUGGCACUGGAAAGAGCUCGCUUAUGGGGACACUAUGUCAGGCGCUCAGUACUGAAUAUGCGUGCGGACGCAACCGUCUGGGUAGCUUCAUCCGCUACGAUCGCCUUGAAUACACGGAUUCAUCGAAACUCAUCACCAGUAUCGCAUAUUCACUUGCCCUUUUCGAUGGGAGGAUUGGACGUGCCAUUUCCCAGGCCGUUCACAAGAUCGGUCCUGUUUUGCCGCCGUCUCCACGGGUCCAGUUUGACCGGCUGCUUCGCGAACCGCUACGGAGUAUCCCAGAAUUGCUUGAUGAAGGCCCUGUGGUUGUCAUCAUCGAUGGCCUGGAUGAAUGUGACACAUCAACCGACGUCCUCGAUGUCCUUGUUGAAGGAUUCGGGCCAGAAUUACCCUUCAUGCGGCUCAUCGUGUCUUGCAGGUCUGCGGAACGGAUCUCUCGUGCAUUCACGCCAAAACUCCAUCAUGCAGGCAUCACCCGAGUCCUUUUGGACACGUCGUCAAAGGAUGUCAAUAGUGACAUCCGAAAAUAUAUUGCUUUCCGUUUUAGCAGUAUAUAUGUCUCUCUGGUAGAACGUGCUCAGGAGGUGAACAGAUCCCAUCAGCUGCGCUCAGAGGAUGAUGCAGUCAAGGAGUUGGCUCAACGGGCGAAUGGCUUGUUUAUUUGGGCUGUUGCUGCCUGCACAUUCCUCGAACAACUACCCAGCGAAACCAGACUGGAAGAGCUUCUGGGAAGUCGGAUCCCCGAUGACGCUAUUCAAUCAUUAACAAUGCUCUAUCGCACAGCUCUAGAUCUCAUAGUGACCGAAGGUCAAGAGAAAUUAAAGAAUGCGGAUAUCAGGCGCUGUAUUCGUGAUCUGCUGGGUGCUAUUGUUGUAGCAGAAGUGCCUCCUGGUUUGACUCUGGAAGCAAUUGGUACUUUGGUUCUCAAACCGAUGGAUCCUGCAGGGAGGAUCAUUUACUCGAAGUUAACCAGUGUCAUAGAAAUGAGCCCGGAGCAAAAGGUUCUUCGGUUGAUGCACAAAUCGUUUGAUGAUUUUCUUCAAGACAGGGAUAGGAGCGGAGAAGAAUGGUAUAUUGACGCCGACGAACACAAGAGGAGCCUCGCCAGGCAGUCGUUAUCGUCACUGAACAAGUUUUUGGGUUCCUGGAAGCUGAAUGCCACUAAAGAUGUUUCAGCGAAGCAGGGUCGUGAUCAAAUUCCUCCUCAUAUCCGCCAUUACGCUGUGCUGGGACCAGCGUGGCACAUUACCUCUUUCGACACCCAUGACUUUGGUUCAAUCGAGGUCCUUUUUGGCCAGCACUUCCUAUCAUGGUUGGAGGUGAUUGUCACGCUCGGCACCUGGUACCUGAACCGAUUUCUUAGCUGCAUCUAUGAUGCGAAGGAUUGGAUACAAGGAGUAGAUCCCGCAAGCAGGUAGCAAGCUUCGUUUUGGCAUCAAUGAUGCCGUUGAAGCCGCUGACAAAAUCAUUCCGUCUUUGCUUGAUUCCAAUGCUAAAUGUGAUUUGUGCAAUCUCCAUCCGGCAGAUAUCUAUCCUGUUCUCAGGUUACUUCCCCCUGCUAACGCCAUUCGAGGGCAUUGGGAGCAAUACCAAAACCUUAAU
This is a messenger RNA of Desarmillaria tabescens, 2813 nucleotides long. RefSeq lists its product as uncharacterized. Lineage: Eukaryota; Fungi; Basidiomycota; Agaricomycetes; Agaricales; Physalacriaceae. The record is from RefSeq and is a predicted model, not a curated record. Bases 104 to 2629 code for a protein of 841 amino acids. The transcript has 10 exons.